Messenger RNA from Pararge aegeria (speckled wood butterfly), 348 nucleotides. RefSeq lists its product as uncharacterized. The transcript has 3 exons. Bases 9 to 323 code for a protein of 104 amino acids. The record is from RefSeq and is a predicted model, not a curated record. Lineage: Eukaryota; Metazoa; Arthropoda; Insecta; Lepidoptera; Nymphalidae.
UCUUAAAAAUGUCUUUAGAGAAAGAUGACGAGGGUGAACCAGAAACAUUAGAAGAAGCUGGUAUAUUAGAAGCAGACGUAGGAGCGCGUUUUGACCAGCAACUCGCAGGCAUAGACCCCAAGCUGAAGGUCGACAUAGACCCGCAAGCACAUCGCGACCUUCGCCCCGAGAUGAUGUUCAUACGGGAGGAGCUCAGGCAGGCCAAGCUGCAGACUCUCGCUGUGCGACGUACAGCGCUGAAGAAACACUUAUUGAAAGAUUUCAUGCAAGAGGACUGUGAGCUCAAGAACAUUGGACUUUCUUAUGCACCACCUGAUCCAUAGAUAAUUACUAUUAUUUUUGCGUAAU